AUGAUGGACAUCGCCGCCGACCCGGCUGGAGGCGACGGCGCGGGACAUCGGCGACGCGGCUUCUCCCAUGGUCGUGGAUGUAGGCUGUCCGGUCACCGUGGAACGGGCCUGCGAGACCAUCCUCAAAGAGCACGGCACCGUCGAUACCCUGGUCAACAACGCCGGCAUUCUCUCCAACAACAAGGUCGAGGAAACCGCAGUGGACGAGUGGCACCGGCUCAUGGCGGUGAACCUGGACGGCGCCUUCUAUCUCACACGCGCCCUGCUCCCGGGCAUGCGCAAGCAGCGCUGGGGCCGCGUGGUGAACGUCUGCUCGCUGGCCAUGAAGACCGGCGGCCUCACCGCAGGAACCGCCUACACCGCCUCCAAAGGCGGCCUGGGUGCGCUGACCUUCUCCCUCGCGCGGGAGGUUGCGGCCGACGGCAUCACCGUCAACGGGGUCGCGCCGGCAUACGUGCGGACACCCAUGGUCACCGAGCAGCUCACCAGCGUUCAGCGCGAGGCACUGCUCCGGCAGAUCCCGGUGGGCCGCUUCUGCGAGCCGGAGGAGGUCGCGCGCCUGAUCGCAUUUCUGGUGUCGCCCCACGCGGGUUUCAUCACCGGCGAGAUCAUCGACAUCAACGGCGGUCUGCACAUGGACUAGCGGCCGCCGAUGAAUUGUAUGGCGUCCUUCGACUUCGCUUCGCUACGCCUGUCCUGAGCCUUGUCGAAGGGCUCAGGACGAACGGUUUCGAGACCUUAUCCCCGUUCGCCCUGAGCCCUUCGACAAGGCUCAGGACAGGCGUAGCGAGGCGUAGCCGAGCGGAGUCGAAGGGCGCAGUCUGA
Molecule: messenger RNA, 825 nt
Organism: Geodia barretti
Lineage: Eukaryota; Metazoa; Porifera; Demospongiae; Tetractinellida; Geodiidae
Source: the annotation of a GenBank genome assembly